UCGAAAAUGGGGCAUUUAUUAUAUGAAAUGGGCAAGGACUGGUUUUGGGGAAAAAAAGGAAUCCUAAGAAUUUCUUUCACCGUAUUAGCUCUUCAGGCCUUUGACACGCAAGUGUAUAAUUAGUCGCUCAAUAUCGCUGUGUGGCAUUUUUGGUGCUUGGUUGGGUGCAAUUGCUCUUCCUCUGGAUUGGGAUCGCUGGUGGCAGCGUUGGCCACUUCCGUGUGUCUUUGGUGCACUUCUCGGUGCUUGCUGUGGGUUCUUGUACAGCGCUUCUCAUCUAAUUUUUACAUGGUUCAGAGGACGACGACGAAAAACGACAAAAUUUGUCUAACC
Messenger RNA from Gongylonema pulchrum, 333 nucleotides. NCBI's taxonomy places the organism in Eukaryota, Metazoa, Nematoda, Chromadorea, Rhabditida, Gongylonematidae. The record is from the annotation of a GenBank genome assembly.